Messenger RNA from Penicillium cinerascens, 3513 nucleotides. RefSeq names its product forkhead domain protein. The record is from RefSeq and is a predicted model, not a curated record. Bases 1 to 3513 code for a protein of 1170 amino acids. The transcript has a single exon. Lineage: Eukaryota; Fungi; Ascomycota; Eurotiomycetes; Eurotiales; Aspergillaceae. Gene Ontology annotation, biological process: regulation of ribosomal protein gene transcription by RNA polymerase II. Gene Ontology annotation, molecular function: sequence-specific DNA binding; DNA-binding transcription factor activity; protein binding. Gene Ontology annotation, cellular component: nucleus.
AUGUCGUCGCAGACCAUGACGGCGCCAGCAGUGGGCCAUCGACCGCCUGAUCCAGGUCCCGAUACGCCCAUGUACGACUAUGGUCUCCCCCAGAAUGACGGCCCUCUCCCAAACGAAUCGAGGAGCGACUCCGCAAUCCGCGACAUGCAUAAUUCUGCCCCAACCUCCAAGGGCUUGCCCGCCACCCCGAUAGGUGUCAAGUCUGAACCCUCCGAAGACCAGGAUUUUCCCAUGUCCGAGAACCAGAAGGAAAUCAACACCCAGUCCGCUGCCGGCGCCCUACUAGCCCAACUCCUCGGAAAUCAAUCCGCGCCGAAUUCUGCUGCGAUAGACCAAUCGACCGGGCAACAAUUUGACCAGAAAGAUGGAAGUUUUGACGAGUUAAAUAGCCAUUUGAUGGGUCCAUCCGCUGAUUUUACCACAUCCUUCAAUCCGAGCCAGCAACAGGACCCAGCCUCGAUAUCCAAAGGGAUGUCCAAUGGCGGAAAACCCGCCGUUGAUGUCCUCGCGGCCGCUGAAAUGAGUCCCCGGGGAGGAAACAGUGCAGCGCAUCGAGGAUCCGAUGCAAUGGAUUUCCUCUCCGAUCCUUUAAAUCCCAAAUCGAGCAUGGAUCAGCCAUCUCUUCUCCCCCCUUUCGAUUUCGCCGCUGCCCCAAAGAAUGCGUUCGAGGCCCUCCAACAGAACGAGCUACUCACUGCCGCAUACCUCUCUCAGGGCGCAGACCUUUCGGCUCUCGGAUAUCAAGGUGGAGCGGCAUCCAUCGCUGGGUCAGAACCUCAGAUCCAAGCGUUUGCCAAGUUGGAAUUUGACGAUGGUCACUUUUAUGUCAAUACCUACUCGUUUAUCCUAGGGCGAGACGUUCGGGCAGCGCGCGCCGCCCAUCAUCGAGAGAUCCAGUACCGGCAGGCCGUACGAAGCUCUCGAGCGAAGAGUUCAAGUGGAGGCAACACUUCGCACACCCCCAACCGUAUGAAGCGGGAGGGAAGCGGUCCAAUGAUGGGCAGUGUUGUCAGCGACCGGGGAGGUAUCAUGGGCUUUGACCCUGAUGUUCCUCCGAAUCUUCCAGCCAACGUGGAGCUUAGCCGACGGUCAUCAAAGUCUUCAUUCGAUGGUUCCGCAGCGCCCCUGCACGCCAACCCGGCGCAAUUAGAGUCAACUACAGACUACAAUGCGCUCGCAAUGCAAUCCUUACAAGAGGAACCUGGAGAGGCCAAGCCCGUUGAUACGUUAGCUUUGCUCCCUUCUCCGGACUCUUGUCCUACAAUUCCCAUCCAUCCUCCAUCGACUAUUGAUGGCAUCGCCGCAGGCCACCGAGGUAUCUCUCGCAGACACGUCCGCAUUUCUUACAACUUCGACCGCAACCUCUUCGAGAUGGAGGUUAUGGGUCGCAAUGGCGCAUUUAUCGGGGCUGACUGGCUUUCACCGGGGCAAAUUCGCCCGUUGCACAGCGGUGACUAUAUCCAGAUUGGAGGCGUGCGCAUCCGCUUCUUGCUACCAGAUGUUCCCAUCGGUGACACUGGAGCGGACCGGAUGGAAGAGAAAUUGGCAGAAGAAAAGGAGGCUCAAGAAUCGAUUGAUCUCGAUGCUGAUGCUGAUGCUGACGCUGACGCUGACGCUGACGCCGAUGCUGAUGCCGAGCACGAGAUUGACGACAUGGACAGGCCCUUCAGCGAGAGUGCUGAUGGCAAGGAUUCCAGGAAGUCCUCCUUCAAGAAUAAGGAUGAUUCGAAACUCCUGCCUUCUAUCGAAGCAGGUGGAGAUGGCCAACAACCGGCUCGCCGCCGUGGACCUGGCCGGCCUCCCAAGGACGGAAUCAUGUCCAAGCGCGAAAGGGCUGAGCUUGCUCGGGAGCAGAAAAUGGCCGCCAAACGCGAAGCCAACGGUGGAGUCACACCGCCGCCUCUUGCCAACACCAAGCCCAAGGCUGGGAAGACUGUCUCCAAGGAGCCUUCUCAACCCGAGUCGCCGACAUCCUCCAAGCCUGCCGAGAAGCGCAAGUAUACCAAGAGGAAGAAGGGUGAUGGCACUCCGACGGAUUACCCUCUACCCUCAACCGAAGGUGGCCAGUUUACUACAGAACAACGGCCUGAAGAAUACGUCAAGCCCCCCCCUGUCAAGAAGCGCAAGCCGUCACGGUCACCAUCUCCCAACUAUCCUCCGGAGUCUGCCUAUACGCCGGAAGACCUGGCGAAGCCUCCUUACAACUAUGCUGUGCUUAUUUUCGACGCUCUCACGGAGGCUUCCGUUCCAAUGACGCUGAAGCAGAUCUACCGUGCAUUGAAACUGAAGUAUCCUUACUUCCGCUUCAAGUGCGAGACUGAGGGUUGGACAUCCAGUGUUCGGCACAAUCUGAAUGGUAAUGGGCAUUUGUUUAUGCACGCAGAGCGAGAUGGGAAGGGAUGGUCAUGGCAGCUUCGUCCUGGUGCUUCUGUCGAGAAGGAGAAGAAGAGACGUCCUUCGCCUCCUCCACCUCAACCUCCACAGCAAUCGGCACCUCCUCCGCAGUACAUGUCUCCCAUGACCCAUUCCUACGCACCCCCAGCCGGGGCUCCUGCUCCAAUGCCAAACCAGCAUCAGCAAUUCCAAUUCCCCACGAUGCCAUCCAAUUUCUCUGCGCCAACCGUGCCCCCUCAGCAACAUCCCAGUCCUUAUCCUCCCCCUGCCCCAGUCACAUCCGUCGCGACUGCGGCUCCCACUGCGGCCCCUGCAGCGGCCCCGGCCCCGGCCCCUACGCCAGCUGCUGUUCCUGCUCCUGCUCCUACACCCGCUCCUGUUUCAGCUCCCACUCACACUCCCGUCCCUGCACCUGCACCUGUCCCUGCACCUGCCGCUGCAUCUUUCCCCAUUCCGAGUACCAUUCGCAACAGCCUCCCGGCCGCCUUCGCUCAGACAAUACCUUCGACCUACACAUCCCCUUACGCCACCAGCUCUGCUCCACAGGCUCCUCAGCCCGGACAAAUACAGGCUCCGCAACCUGGCCAAGGGCCGCCGGCGCAGCAUCAAUCGCCCUAUGCACCCCAAAAGCCACCUUCCUCUCAACCGCCACACAUGAACCCGCAACCUCAAGCUUUCCCUCCACCCGCUGGGCCAUCAUAUCAACCCCAGCAGCACCAGCAACCGGUCCAGUCACAGCAGCAUCCGCAUCCGCCUCAGCAAGUGCCCCAACCACACCAGCACCAGCACCAGCACCAGCAACAGCAGCAACGUCCUCCGCCCCAAGCACCACAGGCGCAUUCACAGCCGCCGCCUCCGGUACAGCAAAAUUCCGCACCUUCCGGUCCGUCGGAGUCAUCCUCGUUCACUGAACGCGCGAACAAGGCCAUCGAUGACUUUGAAGCCGUUCUCAUGGAAGACUACGAAGACAAGAACUACAUCCGAGAGGUGCUUCGGAGUGCGCGCGCUCGCGUCCUGGACAAUGCCACCGAAAGCUCAUUCCCAGGCGGCGAGCCGAAGGACGAAGCGGUCAUCAUGGACGUCCUGCGCAAUCUGGUCGGAAGCUUGAAAGACGAGUAG